UCGCUGAAAGCAACUCAUAAGCCAAAGUCCGAAAAGUGUUUAGAGCAAUUAUAAUCAACUAGUUGAGUUGUUAAGUAAAGUGAUACCGUUGAUAACGCUUGCAUCUAUCUAUCAAUUAUCUCGUGAUACUUGCGUAAUUACUUGCACAAUUUAAAAAGUUAUUAUAAAAAGUGUGUGAAAUUAUUAAUAUAUUAGUACAUAUUUUCGAUUCUCUGACGUGCGAUUGAGUUAACUUACUUCCAAGCAUACAUUUAGGCGCCAAAUGAAAAGUGCAAAAACUUGCAGAUAAAAAAAAAAACAAAUAAAUUGAACAGGCGAAAAAGUAAUUAGCGAGCGGUGUGAAGUGCAAUUGGCAGCGUUCGUGUCACAUUAAUUGAAAAAGUUUCAUUUGCUUCUCUCACUUGCUUGCUGGCUAAAACUAUCUAAAAUAUUCCAACACUUUCACUAAGUUGACUUAGCAGUUGUUUGCAUUUUUUGGCGGUGUUUGCAUUGCAUGUGGUUUUAGUGUUUUUGUGCGGCGACAUACAUAUUUACAUUUAAUCAAAAAAACGCUGUGUUGCGAGCAAAACGUGCGCUAAAAGGGUAAUAACUAAGGACAUAAUAAGCGAUUUUAAUUGAAAAAUUCCACUCUGCGGGGAUAGAGACAAAAUUCAGUAGCUGACAAAUACUUAAGCAGCUAUCGAAAAAGUUUCAACAACUUUAAAACAACAACAGCUACAACAGCAGCACCAAAAACCGACAUCUAUACAAAAGCGAAAAACAAAAAAAGCAUCAACAUGUGUCUUUCACAACCGUUAAUGAAUGCGCUCGCAUUUAUUUGUUUGAGCGCACUGCUCUGGCAGCAUUGCUGUGCUGAUAUACCGGACAACAAUGUCAUCAAUAAUUUGUACGACAAUUUACUGCAACGUGAAUAUGCCGGUCCUGUAGUUUUUCCUAACCAUCAGGUCGAACGGAAAGCUCAACGUUCUCCUUCCCUGCGGCUGCGUUUUGGUCGCCGCAGCGAUCCGGAUAUGUAUUUGCCCGCCGAGAAACGUUGGUUUGGCGACGUCAAUCAGAAGCCAAUCCGUUCGCCUUCAUUGCGUUUGCGUUUCGGGCGUCGCAGCGACCCGAGCAUGCCAUUGCACAGCGAAUUAGAUGCUCUAAUGAACGAUUUGGCAAGUGUGAGCAACAAUGGUGGCAUUGCCGAUGCAGAGGAUGCAACUGCAUUUUUUGGCGAUGAAUAUCCAGAGGACAUUAUGGAGAGCGCUUUUGAGCGUGUUGUGCGUAAGCCACAACGUUUACGAUUCGGACGCAGCUUGCCGAGAAUACAGAACAAUGUUGAUGACGAAUUAGAGCAAACCCGCGAACAACGCCAACAAACAGAGGACUUUUUCAACUCGCUGCUGACUUCGGAAAAAUUACACAACAUGUUGCUCUCACUACGUCAAUUCGAUGGCGAACCUUUGGCUGCUGAUGAUAAUGAAUUCCAACGUGAAGUACGCAAACCAGCGCCACUCCGUCUGCGAUUUGGCCGUAGCACUGGCGGAAAUGCAGAAGCGCAAAAGAUAGUCACUGCACAAAAUGCAUUAGAUGCGAACAAAAGUGUAGCAGUUGUCGCACCGCCACAACAACACCAACAAGCACAAAAUAAAAAUUAAAUACAGCAAAGUAUGUAACCUACAAUCCACACAUAUGUACUUAGAACAAUUGGCAACCAAACAAGGAAGGCUAACUGCAGAUAGGCAAGGGCGUGCAAAAAGUGUUAAGAAAGAAAUUUUAUGGUGAGAACGUGCGAAGAUAAAUUUAAUUUUAAAUACAUACCCCCCGGAGAAAAAUGCAAAAACUUGUCAUAAUCUAACCCUAUAAAUAUGCCCAUAAAAUUUAACGGUAAAAAAUAUUUAAACUUUAAGCUUUAAAAUUGACUUAUACUUAUAUGUAUGUACUUAUACAUUUUCAUUUGUUUCAAAGCUGUUGUGCAAUGCAGUCUACUCCAGGAAAAAAAUUUAAAAAUUAUUUUUUUUUUAUCUCACA
This is a messenger RNA of Rhagoletis pomonella (apple maggot), 2010 nucleotides long. It is a transcript of the gene sNPF, whose product is annotated as short neuropeptide F. NCBI's taxonomy places the organism in Eukaryota, Metazoa, Arthropoda, Insecta, Diptera, Tephritidae. The record is from RefSeq and is a predicted model, not a curated record.